AUGGCCUACAAAGGUUCUAAAGCCAUUGAGAGAGAAUUGAUCAGAAUUUUGAAUUCGCCGCAGAAUUCUAACAAAUGUGGUGAAUGUGGGACAACAUUUCCAUCAUGGUGCUCCAUCAGUCUGGGUGUGUUUCUGUGUGGCAGAUGUGCGUCAGUGCAUAGGAAACUACUGGGACAGCGUGGUGAUAACUGCUACUCGGACGUAAGGUCACUUACAAUGGACCGGUGGUCGAGCUCGGAUUUGGACGAGCUUGCCAGCAGUGGGGGCAACAAACGCAACCGAACCACCUGGAACCCGAAAAACGAGCCUUUCCCCUUUGAUGGGGAUGAAGACAAAACCGCUGUGGAAAAGUUCAUACGUGACAAGUACGUGCUGCGCAAGUUUCGUCCUGACAGCCAGGAUCGCAGUUUCGACGACGAAACCAGAACGUCAAGCUCUUGGUCGAGACCCGAGACGUCCAGAAGCAGUUCUACUCGCAUAACACACAGCAACAGGCCUUCGGCGCAUUCCAGUGCCAGUUCCAGUGCCGUGACACAAGCGAACAACCCGCCCCUUCCCAGAAGACCAGCCUCCAACGUAGGACCGCGGCCUGCCGUUUUUGACGGCACGGGAAACGCUCCGAUUGGCACGAGGCCUGCAGUAUUUGACGGGCUCCAGCAGCAGCAGUUUCUUGACCCUGCUACCGGGAUUGUUUACGUCGGCCAGGCUCAAGAACAGGCGCUGUACGAUCAGCAAUCGUCGCAGCAGCAGCAGGCUCUUCUCCGACAACAGAUGCAGCAACAAGCGCUCUAUGAGCAGCAAGCACUCCAGCAGCAGGCUCUCUACCAACAACAGAUGCAGCAGCAAAUGCAGUCCCAAGCUGAGAAAAAUGCUUUACUUUCGCUGUAUCAACGGCCCGAUCUCUACACCAGUGCCGUUGAGAUUACUCCGUCGCAUCCACAAUAUCAACAGAUCAUGCAGAUGCAGAUGCAGAUGCAACAACAGCAACAGCAACAGCAACAGAAGGGUCCAACCGGAUUUUAUUAUGGCGUAUAG
Lachancea meyersii CBS 8951 is the source of this 1035-nucleotide messenger RNA. The record is from the annotation of a GenBank genome assembly. Lineage: Eukaryota; Fungi; Ascomycota; Saccharomycetes; Saccharomycetales; Saccharomycetaceae.